Messenger RNA from Hyla sarda, 1746 nucleotides. RefSeq names its product TEF transcription factor, PAR bZIP family member (gene TEF). Gene Ontology annotation, molecular function: RNA polymerase II cis-regulatory region sequence-specific DNA binding; DNA-binding transcription factor activity, RNA polymerase II-specific. The record is from RefSeq and is a predicted model, not a curated record. Gene Ontology annotation, biological process: regulation of transcription by RNA polymerase II. The transcript has 5 exons. NCBI's taxonomy places the organism in Eukaryota, Metazoa, Chordata, Amphibia, Anura, Hylidae. Bases 146 to 1051 code for a protein of 301 amino acids. Gene Ontology annotation, cellular component: nucleus.
CCUGUAGGGGGUGACGGUAUGUCAUUUGCAUAGAGCCAACGCGGUGACCAAUCAUCGCUCAGGGAUCAUGAAUAAUUAAGUAAACGUGGAGACGGCUUCUGUCCAGCACUUUCUGCAGUAGUUCUUAUCGCGUUACGUACCCGCCAUGUCUUCACCACUGCCGUCAGUCGAGACCUCCAUCUCUCCGGUUCCCCCGGUAAUGCUGCUCGGUGACUCCUUCCCACUGGUGCUGAAGAAGCUCAUCGAGAAUCCGCCCAGGAACUUACUGGAUGCAGACGACGUCGACAAAGACAAGAAUAAAUUGGACAAAGAUGACAGUCUCGAUGGGAACCUGCUGGCGGUGUCGGCCGCGCUUAUGCCCCCUAUCUGGGAUAAGACCAUCCCAUAUGAUGGCGAAUCAUUUCAUCUGGAAUAUAUGGACCUGGAUGAGUUUCUCCUAGAGAAUGGAAUCCCAUCCAGCCCCGCACAGCUUGCUCAGGCAAUUCAGAAUCCACUAAUGCCCGUGUCCGAGCUGGAGGACGAGGAGGAGACCGCUUCUACUUCUUCUUCUUCACCAGUGUCACCAUCGGUUUUGCUACAGAACACUGAAGAAACCUCUGUAACUGUUAAAGAAGAGUCUGAUCCACCAAGUCCCAUAGAUCCAGAAAAAGUAGAAGUGGAAGUGAACUUCAAUCCGGACCCUACAGAUCUGGUGCUCUCCAGCGUGCCGGGCGGGGAGCUUUUUGAUCCGCGGAAACACAAAUUUGCAGAUGAAGAGUUGAAGCCGCAACCCAUGAUCAAAAAGGCCAAGAAAAUUUAUGUCCCGGAGGACCUGAAGGAUGAAAAGUACUGGAACAGGCGGAAGAAGAAUAACGUGGCGGCGAAGCGCUCUCGAGACGCCCGGCGACUGAAAGAGAACCAGAUCACUGUCCGAGCAGCUUUCCUAGAAAAAGAGAACACCGCCCUGCGUACAGAAGUGGCCGAGCUACGGAAGGAACUGGGCAAAUGCAAGAACAUCAUAUCCAAAUACGAAAACCAAUAUGGACACUUUGACUUCAGUGAUUCAGAGUGAUUCUUCUUUCAAAUUUUUUUUUUUUUUUUUUGCUCAAACUUUUUUGUGCGAUUAAAGCAAAUCGAUUCCCAGACGGGAUCCCUGUGGAUUUUUACACUUACGGUAUGGAAAUAUUUCUACAAGCCUACAACUGCUUCUAUGGACUCUAAAGGCCAUUUCCAGAUGAAGAGAGAUUAUUAUUUUUUGGGGGGUUGUACAUUUUUUUAUUUUUUAUUUUUUCCUUAAGUUGCAUAGGAGUUGGGCUGACAUAUCUGAGCAGCAGUCCGCACUUUUUUUUAUUGUUUUUUAUUUUAUUUUUGUUGUUUUUUUUUUUUUUUUUUUUUUUUUUUCCCCUUGUGCUAGACAGGAAGGUUUCAGUACAGAGGAAUCGGCAGUAGUGCUACUUUUAAAAAAAAAAAAAAAGUUUUUUAUUUUUUACUACCUAAAGGGUAAAGCAGGUCAUACACCUCAGAUUACGAAAGAAAGAAACAGAGCGCUCCUUUUGUGUAGGAUCCGAAUACAGGAACAGAGUAGCACAAAAUAAUUGGUUAUGCCAACCUGGUUCGGUUGUGCAGGAAUAAGGCACAACACUUAUGUAGGCGAAUCCGGUUGCAGCAGGCUUCCCACGCCGGGUGGCGUGUAACAACGAUACGGAAGGACCUCACAGGGUAAUUGGAAGGUCUCCCCGCGCUUGCCGGUAUUGUAGAUCAAACCAU